GACCAAGAGUUCUCAGUGGAAUUCCGUAGUGGAAGGACCGACAUGGGACAGUGAUUUGACAGUGUAUUUGUUUGUUCUUGUUCGUUUGUGCCUCGAAAUGCCGUGCUCCGCAGUAACAUUAUCUUUAGCCACCAUCACGGCUAUCAUAGCCACCGCUAUGUUGGCUAUAGCCUUCAGCACGGAUAACUGGAUGCACAUUGAAGUCAAGAGAUCCAAUAUCAAGGCGUACGCGGCAAAGCGAGGCGGCCAGGAGGCGCUGCUGGAGGCCAUGAACAACAAGUACUACUACUACACCAGGACGAAGGGAUUGUUCAGGACUUGCUUCCCGAAGGAGCGACCCGCCUCCAUCGAGACCUACCUGAGUCCUGUAGAGACCCACUGCAUCAACAUAGAGUAUUUCCUCCCUGAUGUAGACAACCAGACCAAAGGAUUCUCAGAAGACGCCAUGACUAGACUACACAUGGGUCGGGCAGCCAUCGCCCUCUUCAUUGUGGCAUUCUUCUCCAUCUUCGUAGCGUUCUGGACAGGCAUUGCUGGCUGCUGGAGGAGAAGUCCAGGGAACAUCACUGCAACUGCAAUACUGAUAUUAUUGGCAUGUCUUCUGAGCGCAGGAGCCAUGGGGCUGUGGCAUGGUGUGGAAUAUUAUGAGAAAGAAAGAGUUGUCGGAGAAGAGUUUUACCAGCAAUGGAACAAUGUUUUACGAACUGAGACCCGUUCAACACACGACUGGUCGUACAUGAUGGCGUGGACUAGUGUGGCGUUAACGUUCAUCUCCUCUGUCACGUUCUUCUGCGCGGCCUACUGCAUGAGGUCGGAGAAGGAUGAAGAAGAAGCCAAGAAUGUGCAAUAUAUCAUGCCAGUGUACCCCCAGAAGCAGCAGUAUGCAUACGCUGGGUACCCAGCCCCCACUGCGUAUCCAGGACCCUACUAUCACGGCUCACAAUACGGACCAUACAAUUACUGAUCAGCUGAUACCUAGGAAUACCUGAUUUGACAAACAGCUGAUGCAGAAAACAGCUGAUUCACACAAUAGACUCCAUGACAAGCUAGUGAUCAUUGUCAUUUGUUAGGCCUUACAAUUUAGAGUAAUAAUAUUGUGAUGUGAAAAUUGAAUUGUAUAUCAAAUUCUCUGUGAUUACAAUGAAUGUGUGGAGAAAGUGAAAUUUAAUAAGAAGUUUGACUGUAAUACUAUAUAGGCCAAUAGUAAAUUUGAUUAUACUGUAAUGCUUUAACCAAUUAUUAUCUUUUUUUACUGUGUGUAAUCGUAUUGAUUGUAAUUUUGAAUACGUAAAUCUUUGAUCGAGGAAGUUUUUGGUCUUGAUAAAUAUUAAUUUGAAAUAUUAUAAUGUAUUUAAAAACUGAAUUUGUACGAAGGAUUUUCUCAAAGUAGGCUAAUUCUAUUAUGGAUGCUUUAUUGAUUAUAGGCCAUUUUGAAUUUAUGUAAAAUAGUGGAUCCUAUUUAGUUAUUUUGAUGAUUUUUUUUAUUGCAAAAUCACAAGAGAAAAAAUGUAUAAUGUGCUUUGGUAAGUUCCGAACUGAUGAAUUAUAUAUGUCAAAAAUAUAAUGUGUACACAUGUCUGUUAUGGUUUUAUACGUCCAAUUUUAAAGUGUAAUCUAUUUAUUUUGUACCAUAUUAUAGCCUAUUUCCUAGGUUAGACUAGUUUAGUAAUGUCUAGUUGUACAUAAGUUUUAUAUUUCAGCAGCAUUUGAUUCUAUUUGUAUCAAUAUGUCAUUACUUGAUUGAUAUAAUGUUUCUCGUUUGACCAGUCAAGUUGUGCAUUUUGUUGCGAGUCUGUAAUUUUUACGACCGAUUUGCUCACGUUGAAAGAUCAGUAUUUUUACAUUUAGGUUAUUUAUCCAUCUUUUUAUGUAGAGUAAGUUUUUUUUAUUUUGUUCAUGUACAGAAUGUAAUAGUAGAAAAAAUAUAUCUGAAUUGUUGUAUUUUGUUAAAAAACCAGAUUUAGCUGUAUUGAAAUGAUUGAUAAUCUAAAUAAAUAUACUUUUCUAA
Messenger RNA from Macrosteles quadrilineatus (aster leafhopper), 2008 nucleotides. RefSeq lists its product as uncharacterized. Lineage: Eukaryota; Metazoa; Arthropoda; Insecta; Hemiptera; Cicadellidae. Bases 98 to 964 code for a protein of 288 amino acids. The record is from RefSeq and is a predicted model, not a curated record. Gene Ontology annotation, cellular component: membrane. The transcript is spliced from 7 exons.